CCCCGGACUGUCUCCCCUCCUGGCAUGCUGCCUCUCACCGUUUAGCAUGGCCCCCACCUCUGUACAAGCUCCCCGCAGAACAAGAGCUGACUGAGGCCAUGUCAGCGGUGUGGAUCAGCUCCUCGCUACUGAGGUCCAGGGCAACUCACCUCAGACAGCUCAGUGUGUUCUCUAGAAGGGCUGUGUUACAACCUCUACAGGUGGUCUCCUCACUACAGAAGACAUGGACACCUGGGAACCCAACCUGGUGCUGUAGAUCCCUCCAUGUGGACAGUCCCCCCCUGGUCCCAGGGCAGAGCUUCAGCUACGUCCAUGGGGCCUCCUCAGUGUCCCUGCUGGGCCAGACGGUGGGUCAGAGUUUGCAGGCGGCAGCUGACCGCUGGCCCCACAGAGAGGCCCUGGUGUUCCUGCAGGAUGGAGUCCGUAAGACCUUCUCCCAGUUUCAGGAGGACGUUGACCAGGCCGCUGCAGGUCUCCUGGCCCUGGGUCUGAAGAGAGGGGACAGACUAGGAGUCUGGGGGCCCAACACAUACCACUGGAUCCUGUUUCAGUUUGCCACAGCCAAGGCUGGCAUCAUACUGGUGUCGAUAAACCCAGCCUAUCAGCUGAAGGAGCUGGAGUUCACCCUGGGGAAGGUGCAGUGUAAAGCUGUGGUGUGUCCCACCCAGUUUAAGACCCAGAGGUUCUGUGACAUGCUGAGACAGAUCUGCCCAGAGAUGAACACAGCAGAGUCAGGGGUCUUCAGGAGCUCCAGACUACCAGACCUGCGUAUGGUGAUUGUGACAGACAGCAGACAGACAGGGACUGUACAUGUAGAGGAUGUGAUGCAGGCUGGAAGCAGACAGCACCACCAGGAGCUGCAGGACCUGCAGACCAAACUGUCCUUCGACGACCCCAUCAACAUACAGUUCACAUCCGGAACAACAGGAAAUCCUAAAGGUGCCACCCUCUCCCACCACAACAUUGUCAACAACGCCUAUUUUGUAGGUCUACGUCUGGGAUUCAACUGGAAGCCUAUAAGAGCGUGUGUUCCUGUUCCCCUGUACCACUGCAUGGGCUCAGUGUUAGGAGCGAUGUGUUUGGCACUGCAUGGCAUCACCCUGGUCUUCCCCUCUGCUGGGUACGACAGCCGUGCCAACCUGGAGGCCAUUCAGAAUGAAAGGUGUAAUUUCCUCUACGGAACUCCUACCAUGUACAUUGACAUGCUUGGACAGCCUGACCUACACAACUAUGACCUGUCCUCAGUUGAAUCUGGGUUUAUGAGUGGGUCUCUUUGUCCUCCUGAAGUCAUGAAGAAACUCAAAACUGAUAUGAAUGUCAAUGAUAUGAUAAUAGGCUAUGGGACCACAGAGAACAGCCCUGUAACAUUCCUUGGUUUCCUGCGAGACAACGAGGAACUGAAGACAGAGACGGUGGGAUGCAUCCUGAACCACACUGAGGCGAAGGUGGUGGAUGUGUCCUCUGGAGAGGUGGUUCCUCUGGGGGAUCCAGGAGAGCUGCUGAUCAGAGCUUACUCUGUUAUGUUGGAGUACUGGGAGGACCCAGACAAGACCAGUGAGGCUAUCGCCAAAGACCGCUGGUACAGAACCGGUGACAUAGCCAGUCUGGACAGGUUUGGGUACUGCCGUAUAGUGGGACGUAUAAAGGACAUGAUCAUACGUGGAGGAGAGAACAUCUACCCUGCUGAGAUAGAGAAGUUCCUUCACACCCAUCCCAACGUACAGGAGGCCCAGGUGAUUGGCGUGAGAGAUGAGAGGUUGGGGGAACAGGUGUGUGCCUGUAUCAGACUGAAGGAGGGACUGGACUGCAGCAGAGAGGAGAUCAGAGACUUCUGCAAGGGACAGAUUUCUCACUUCAAGAUCCCCCACUAUGUGGUGUUUGUGGACAGCUAUCCACUGACUGCCUCUGGAAAGAUCCAGAAGAAUAAACUGAGGGAGGAGAUGGAGAAGAAGCUGGCUCUGUGAUGGACAGAGGGACCGAGACAGACUGGGCUAAUAGCAACCCACGUUGAGCACCGUUGAUCUCUCGUUAAACCAUCAAUAAGAUCAUCCACACAGUGAAUCUGAAUUACAACCACUGACAUUUAGUUGUGGCUGCUGCCAACAUUUUUAUUUGUUUACUAUUUUGUCCUCUGGUGGGUAAUAUCUUCAGAUUAAUCACUUAACUAUUUGACAAUCAUUUUGUUCAAAUGAAAUGAGGCAUUUCCUUGUUUACCACAGAGAAUCUACUGUGGCAAUUGACCCUCCACAUGUUAUGAAUGGAAAGGUCAGGUUGGUGUACCUACUUGUAUUUCCAAUGUAAUCCAUUAAUGAGUAAUCCAUCCAUUAAUAUAAUCCAUUAACUUGCCUUUAUAAUCAAAAGGGGAACAUACAAUAUCCCUGAACUGUCCACAUCUAACAUUGGUAACUAAAUCAAGCCAAUCAUGAUUUGAG
This is a messenger RNA of Oncorhynchus masou masou (cherry salmon), 2432 nucleotides long. RefSeq names its product medium-chain acyl-CoA ligase ACSF2, mitochondrial-like. The transcript has 17 exons. Gene Ontology annotation, molecular function: medium-chain fatty acid-CoA ligase activity. NCBI's taxonomy places the organism in Eukaryota, Metazoa, Chordata, Actinopteri, Salmoniformes, Salmonidae. The coding region runs from base 99 to 1964 and encodes 621 amino acids. The record is from RefSeq and is a predicted model, not a curated record. Gene Ontology annotation, biological process: fatty acid metabolic process.